GUACAUUAAAACAUUAGUGGGGCAAAAAUCGAUGACCGGUGGAAAUCACGUCUACUCCGUGCAAGAACAAUCAACUUAUGAAUCGAAAGGUCCGAUCCAACUUGCCCUAAUCAACCUGCCCGCGUAGCGUGGGUCCCCGAAUUAGGGGUAGUGCUCUGCCCCACUAGCGUUGACGUAGGUCAAGUCCAAAGUCUUCAAAUCCUUCAGGAAAACCAAACGACACGGGUACAAGUAAUUACGUUCAUCACGAUUUCAUAGUUCAAACUUUCAACUUUCUUAACGCGUUUGGUGUCUAAUGUUGUCUCUUUCUUGAAGUCGACAUUGGUGUAUAAAAACUGAGACCAACCAGAUUGGCGGAGGCAGCGAGAAUGAGGAGGCGUCGAGCAUCCGUGAGCCCUGUGCCCUCUCCUGCCGGCGAAACAAUAGUGGACAACUCCGGAUUGAUUGAAGCCCGUGUUCGUGAUCUUGUUGAUGACUUGAAUGGCACUUCUUCAGUUGAAUCUCAAAGAGCUGCAACGUUUGAACUCCGUUUACUCGCCAGGCAUGGCAUGGAAAAUCGGGUUGUUAUUGCAAACUGUGGAGCCAUUGACUUCUUGGUGGACUUGCUUCAAUCUGCAGACAACGGGGUUCAGGAAAAUGCUGUCACAGCACUUCUUAACUUGUCCAUCUAUGGUCCCAACAAAACUGCAAUAGCUAAUACUGCCAAUGCAAUUGAACAUCUGGUUCAUGUCCUCGAGACAGGCAGUGCCGAGGCCAAGGAGAACUCCGCUGCCACUCUCUAUAGCCUUUCGGUGCACGAGGAGGGCAACAGUGUUCGGAUUGGAAGGUCCGGUGCUAUUAGGCUUCUAGUUGAUUUACUAAGGAAUGGGACUCUUAGAGGGAAGAACGACGCAGCCUCGACCUUCUUUAGCUUGUCGAAUUUUCGUGAAAACAAGCCCCGGAUUGUUGAAGCGGGUGCUGUAAAGUACCUGGUGGAGUUGAUGAACCCGGCAGCUGGAAUGGUUGACAAGGCAGUUGCUAUUCUGGCUAAUCUUUCUACGAUUCCUGAGGGGCGUACUGCGAUUAGCCAAGAAGGCGGGAUCCCUGGUCUGGUUGAAGUUCUCGAGUUGGGUUCUGCAAGAGGAAAGGAAAAUGCAGUUGCGGCUCUUUUACAACUCUGCACAGAUAGUAACAGACAUUGCAAUACGUUGCUUCGACAAGGAGCUCUUCCACCUUUAGUGGCACUCAACCAAUCUGGCACCCCAAGGGCCAUUCAAAAGGCAAAGUUACUCCUCAGUCUCUUAGCUUCUUACAUGAAAAUGCACGGGAAGAAAUAACAGCAGUGAGUCUAGUAGCUAUUUGCUGUAAAAUUACAGCGUUGCCUUUACACAAACUGUGGUGACUCGAGAUGGGUUGCAUGGUCGGUUCACAAUUCCAUCAUUGCUUUCAAAAGAACAGAUGGAACUAUGUCUGUAUAUUCUUCAAGAAUCAACAGCUACGGGACUCGGUUGUAACAAGGAAAUCUCAGCCUCCCGUUGUAUGACGUAUCUGCUGUAUAUGAGAACAACCAUGAAGUAUGCUUUUGGUAUUGUCAAAACCAUCAGCUGGGGCAUACUUAUGCCUAUCGGGGCUAUCGUGGCGAUUGUGGCUAGGCAUCUCAAAAAUAUCAAAGGGGCUGACCCGACAUGGUUCAAUGUUCACAGAGGAUUCCAAAUGCUGGGCUUUGUUGGCAGGGCACGGGCGGGGAACUGGUAUCUUUCUCGGUGCCAUGUCUCCAGUGAUUGAAUAUAAGGGCCAUAGAUGCAUAGGCAUAACACUGUUUGUUCUUGCUUGUAUUCAAUUGGCGGUAGCUUUUUCUUUGAGGCCGAAGAAGACAGAUAAGAGAAGGGGGUCUUCUGGAUUUGUUUCACUAUGCGGUAGGAUACGCCACAAUCAUCAUGAGUGUCAUCAACAUAAUGAAAGGAUUCAACAUCUCAGAGCCGCCUAAGGAGUGGAAAACGGCGUACGUUGCCCUUAUCAUUGCUCUGGGAGGCACCGAAGUAGUCUUGGAGCUACUUAAGUUAUGGCGCUUAAUUUCGAGGAGAAGAAGUCAAGCUGCAGAACAAGAAAUUAACAAAAGUGAUGUAAUACUAAUAGUUUAAACCAUAAGCAUGUACUUUUUAAUUUCUUUUUUAUAAACUUUGUAAUUUCAAUUUCAA
Molecule: messenger RNA, 2177 nt
Organism: Pyrus x bretschneideri (Chinese white pear)
Lineage: Eukaryota; Viridiplantae; Streptophyta; Magnoliopsida; Rosales; Rosaceae
Product: U-box domain-containing protein 4
Exons: 2
Coding region: 369-1316 (315 amino acids)
Cellular component (GO): cytoplasm; nucleus
Molecular function (GO): protein binding
Source: RefSeq, a predicted model, not a curated record